Metarhizium brunneum ARSEF 3297 is the source of this 1542-nucleotide messenger RNA. It is a transcript of the gene Gk, whose product is annotated as Glycerol kinase. Gene Ontology annotation, biological process: glycerol metabolic process; glycerol-3-phosphate biosynthetic process; triglyceride metabolic process. The record is from RefSeq and is a predicted model, not a curated record. Gene Ontology annotation, cellular component: mitochondrion. Gene Ontology annotation, molecular function: glycerol kinase activity. NCBI's taxonomy places the organism in Eukaryota, Fungi, Ascomycota, Sordariomycetes, Hypocreales, Clavicipitaceae.
AUGUCUCCCAGCGCUUCUACAACCUUCAUUGGUGCCAUUGACCAAGGCACCACCAGCACUCGGUUCCUCAUCUUCAACAAGAAUGGCGAGGUUGUAGCGCUGCAUCAGCUCGAGUUCAAGCAGAUCUAUCCUAACCCUGGCUGGCACGAGCACGAUCCCGAGGAGAUCAUCUCUUCCGUCGAACAGUGCAUUGACGGGGCUGUUAAGAAGUUUGAAACUCAGGGACACUCUCGUGAGCAGAUUGUGGCCAUUGGCAUCACCAACCAGCGUGAGACCACCAUAGUCUGGGACAAGACCACCGGAAAGGCUCUGUACAACGGUAUUGUCUGGACCGAUACACGCAACGUUGACAUUGUACGCCGCCUCAAGACCCGCAUUGGCGCAGGAGAGCUCACUGGCCGCUGCGGGCUCCCUUUAUCUACCUACUCAUCAGUCGGCAGACUUCUGUGGCUUCUUGAGAACGUCCCCGAAGUCAAAGACGCGUACGAAAAGGGCAACUUGGCCUUCGGCACCGUCGAUUCUUGGCUGGCGUACAAAUUGAACGGCGGCAUCACUCGUAAUGUCCAUGUAUCCGACCCAUCCAAUGCGUCGCGAACCAUGUUCAUGAACAUCCAUACUCUGGAAUAUGAUGCUGAGCUUAUUGACUGGUUCCGAAUUGACCGUAACAAGGUUGCUCUGCCCAAGAUCGUCCGAUCUGCCGACGCGGAAGCUUAUGGCUCGCUUGCCACCACUAGCCUCAAGGGUGUCAAGAUCAUGGGAUGUCUAGGUGAUCAGUCUGCCGCUUUAGUUGGCCAAAAGGGCUUCAAGCCCGGUCUGGCCAAGAACACAUACGGCACCGGCUGCUUUUUGCUGUAUAAUGUUGGCGAAAAGCCCGUCAUCUCUACCCAUGGACUUCUUUCCACUGUCGCAUUCGACUUUGGCGAGGGUAAGACCAUGUAUGCUCUGGAGGGCAGCAUUGCAGUGGCUGGAUCUAGUGUCAAGUUCCUUGUUGACAACUUUGGUUUCAUUGAGUCGUCCUCCAAGUUGAGCGCUUUAGCCGAGACUGUUGAGGAUAAUGGCGGCUGCACUUUUGUCACUGCCUUCAGCGGCCUCUUCGCUCCUUAUUGGAUUGACGAUGCCAGAGGUACCAUUUUCGGCAUUACCGCUUACACACAGCGUGGUCACAUUGCCCGAGCCACGCUUGAGGCGACCUGUUUCCAGACCAAGGCUAUCCUCGAUGCUAUGGCCAAGGACAGUGGCAAGAAGCUUUCUGAACUUGCCGUAGACGGCGGCAUGUGCAAUGCUGAUCUUAUCAUGCAGACCCAAUCUGAUAUUAUUGGUAUUCCCGUCAACCGACCUGCCAUGCGCGAGACUACUGCCCUUGGUGCUGCCAUCGCCGCUGGCUUUGCCGGUGGUGUCUGGGAGUCCUUUGACGACCUCAAGGACGUCAACACCGAAGGACGGACUGUUUUCAAACCCCAGAUUACUGCUGCGGAUGCCAACAAAAGAUUUGAGCGCUGGGAGAAGGCCGUUCAGAUGAGCAAGGGCUGGUCCACCACUUAG